This is a messenger RNA of Camellia sinensis, 1683 nucleotides long. Its product is annotated as putative UPF0481 protein At3g02645. Lineage: Eukaryota; Viridiplantae; Streptophyta; Magnoliopsida; Ericales; Theaceae. The record is from RefSeq and is a predicted model, not a curated record.
AUGCCCUCUCUUCAACCCACCAUGUCCUCCACCUCUACUACAAAUUUCGACGAGCAUCAAUGGGUCAUUCACAUGCGCCGAACCCUCAAUGAAGAGCUCGAAGAAGACACUGACAUUCUCGUCAGCAUCUUCAAUGUCCCCAAGAACCUCCUAGCUAGCGAUCCCGAUUCCUACAUACCCCAACAAAUAGCAUUAGGCCCUUACCAUUACUGGCGCCCCGAGCUCUAUGAGAUGGAGAGAUACAAGCUUGCCGCGGCCAAAAGAACCCAAAAACACCUCCAAACCAUCAAGUUCCAACACCUUGUGGACCAGUUAAUGAAGCUUGAGUCAAGGAUUCGAGCCUGCUAUCACAAGUACCUUGAUUUCAAUGGCGAAACCUUAUCAUGGAUGAUGGCUGUUGAUGUGUCUUUCUUGCUAGAGUUCCUUCAAAUCUAUGCCGUCAAAGAAGGGAAAGUGUUGACUAGAGUUUCGUCGAGGAUGUCGCAUUUGGUUGACAUUGCUGGGAGAAAAUCAGCACACAAUGCCAUUCUGAGAGAUAUGGUGAUGCUCGAGAAUCAAAUUCCUCUGUUUCUGUUGAGGAAGAUGUUGGAAUUCCAACUUUCGUCAUUAGAAUUGGCCGAUGCCAUGUUGGUGGCUAUGUUAAUGGGAAUGUGUAAAGAGCUUUCGCCAUUUAAGACGAUGGAAGAUCUCCCAAAUGUUCAAGUUUCAGAGUCUAGCCACCUUCUACACUUUCUGUACCAUGUGAUCGUGCCCAAAUCAGAAGAACAAUCCGAGAUUAUUGAAGUCGAAGAACAAAUCAUUGAAGCCAUGGAGAUCAAAAAAAUGCCUUCUGAGAAAUCAAGCAAUAUUAGACAACUGUUUGAUGAGGUUUGGAAACACCUCUCGAAGCUAAACAAAGGACUGGUACGCCUAAUCAAAAGGGUAUUGUUUUCUGGACCUGUCAAAGUUAUAUUAAGACUUCCAUGGACAAUCCUCUCUAACCUUCCUGGAUUCAAACUCUUGAAACAACCCGUUGAAUAUUUUUUCUUCUCUGAAAACAAAGAAGACAACCCUGAAAAUGAGAAUUCAAGCUCAAAUAACGCCAUUAACAGAUCUCCAUUGGUUGAGGAAAUUACAAUCCCAUCUGUCACUGAGCUAUCCAAAGCUGGUGUCAAAUUCCUACCCACGAAUGGCAGUGUCUUAACCAUUAGAUUUGACGUUACAACAGCCAAAUUUUAUCUUCCCACCGUUAGCUUAGAGGUGAACACGGAAGUGAUUAUGAGAAACUUGGUAGCAUACGAGGCCUGCAAUGCAUCAGGGCCGUUGGUUUUUACUCGAUACACUGAAUUAAUGAAUGGGAUUAUCGAUACUCAAGAGGACGUGAAAUUGCUUAGGCUACAUCCCGGGAUUAUUUUGAACCAUCUGAAGAGCGAUGAAGAGGUAGCUGAGCUAUGGAAUGGGAUGAGCAAGUCUGUCAGGCUGACCAAAGUGCCAUUCUUAGAUAAAGUGAUUGAAGAUGUGAACAAGUAUUACAAUGGUAGAUGGAAAAUCAAGCUCGGAAAAUUCAUGAAGUUGUACGUGUUCGGAUCGUGGCAGUUUCUCACACUUUUGGCUGCUAUUUUGCUCUUGUUGUUGAUGACUUUACAAGCAUUUUGCUUGGUCUAUAGCUGUGCUCGCAUAUCUCAUAUAAAAAACAUUCAGUGA